GGUGUCCUCGUGGUUCCGGGUCUCGCUUUGGAUCUCCGAGCUGUUCGCGGAGAGACUGAGGCUCGGAGCCAGAGCAACCUCCCGAACCCCACAGGAAACCUGUUUCCCUUCCUUGAACCUGCUGUGAAAGUCUGGCUUCGGGUCACUGGCAGUUUCUUUGAAACCCUUGCAAACUCAGGCGUGGUCAAGGUCGGGCCGCUGUGGCUGUGUUGGCGCCGGGAUUCGCACACCGGCUGAAGUCAGCUUUGAGCCGUGUGAGGCUUUGUGGAGCCGAGAUGACCCACUCUUUGGUUUGUCCAGAGACAGUGAGCAGGGUGAGCUCAGUGCUGAAUCGCAACACCCGGCAGUUUGGAAAGAAACAUCUGUUCGACCAGGAUGAGGAGACGUGCUGGAACUCAGACCAGGGCCUCUCCCAGUGGGUGAUACUAGAGUUUCCCCAGCGCAUCCGUGUCUCCCAGCUGCAGAUCCAGUUCCAGGGGGGCUUCUCCAGUCGCCGGGGCCACCUGGAAGGUUCCCGGGGGGGUGAGGCUCUUAGCAAGAUUGUGGACUUCUACCCUGAGGACAACAAUUCACUUCAGACCUUCCCUGUGCCAGCUGCCGAGGUGGACCAGCUGAAGGUGACAUUCGAAGAUGCAACUGACUUUUUUGGCCGAGUAGUCAUCUACCACCUGCGGGUGCUGGGGGAGAGGGUGUGAGACCACUGGAUAGCCGUCUCCUCCAGGAGGCCCUUGGGGAAGCACAGUGAAGUCCUUCAGGUUACGCGCAGAAGGUUUAUUCGUUCCUCUUGGGAAGGAUCCCCUCCCACUGUCUGUCCAGGAGCUGCCUUUGAAGCCAGUUCUGGGUUUCCCCAGCUCUGGGUCAACUGUUUUGUUCCCUGAGUAUCCGAGUCCCCAGCAGGCAGUCUUCACUCCGGAUCUGCAGGCACCAGGUUGCUCUGGAAGAGUUUGAGGAUGUGGUUCUCGAUCACCUGUUGCACUGGAAACAGGACAGGGGAAAGGUGGGCCAUGAAUCGAAUGGAGGUUGCAGAGGCACCGGCCAAAUUGUACACUUUCCUGGGGGAUGAGCUGGGGUAUCCCACCGUGAGAACUGCACCCUCCUCUUGGCGGACAAACAGGGAUCUCCAAGCCCUGGGACAUGGAUGGAGGACCUACUUCAUACAUGGGGAAAUCCAUACUCUUCCCAGAAUACAAGUGGGAAGACUGAGGCACCCGAACCAGGAAACUCAGCUUCCCCGUAGUUUGUAAAAAUGCACUUUGGGAGGCUUUUUAGAGUCAUAAAAAUAAUCUUUACCAAACAAAA
This is a messenger RNA of Ailuropoda melanoleuca (giant panda), 1299 nucleotides long. RefSeq names its product nuclear receptor 2C2 associated protein (gene NR2C2AP). The record is from RefSeq and is a predicted model, not a curated record. The coding region runs from base 276 to 695 and encodes 139 amino acids. Lineage: Eukaryota; Metazoa; Chordata; Mammalia; Carnivora; Ursidae. The transcript has 5 exons.